CGCGACUUUGAUACAUGGACAAGUGCACUUCAUACAUAUCACAAAUAAUCACACCUACGACUUCUCCAGCACGCCAGUAUACAACUAUACACAUCCUGUACAUCUUACUCACUAAACAAACUUGACAAUUUGCUUGCAAAUGUCUCCCAUCGAUCUCUAGACGCGACCAAAUUCUCUGAGAAAUCCGCCCCGCGUCUUUGCACGCCUCGUUCUGGAAGAUACAUUGACAGCCUCGCAACGCUCCAGACGCCUGAGUCUCUCAAUUCUUGGCUUCUGCUCCCAAGGGCAGAGGUCCUGCGACACUUGACAGCGAUACGACACGAUGUACCUCCCACGAUCGCUCCUCUCGACCCUCUACCUGCACCUCCAACGCACCCACCACCCUCUCUCCCCACCAGUCCUGAUCCUCGUGGCCCUCGAGCCCGAUGCCCUCUGCGGUUGCCGAAUCCUCACCCAUCUCCUCAAACACGACUAUAUCCCCCACAAGAUCCAGCCGAUCGCCGGCUUCAACGACCUCGAGCGCGCCGGACGAGAGAAUGUACGGCCCAUGCUCGCGAGCCAGGGUGGCAGCGGCGGCGUCGUGGUGUGCCUCGGAGUUGGAGCAAGGAAUGACUUAGGCGCCAUGCUGGGGAUUGACGCGGAAAGUGAAGGCGAAGGCGCGUUCGGCGGCGUUGAGGUCUGGGUUGUGGACGCGCAGAGGCAAUGGCACCUGGAGAAUGUGUUUGGUGGGGCGCAGAGAGACGGCGUGUUGGAGGAUGGCAGCCCGGGACCCAUAAAGCAGCAGCCGGGCGUGGAUAAUGGGAAGAUCGGAAGGGGCUUCAAGCCGGGGAAGGGAGGCAUUAUUGUGUUUGAUGAUGGGGAUAUUGAGGAGGAGUUGGGUCCGGAAAGGGCUGCGUAUUUUGCUCUUGACGAGAUGCCAGCUAUCGACGAGAGAGAUGACGAAGGAGACAGUGAGAGCGAGGAGGAUGAGGAUACCCCUAUGAUUGAGGCUCGGCCUGGCCAGAAGAGGAAGUCGUGGUCGGAUCGUGAGGAUGACGAAACGGAUGAAGAUGUUGACGACAGGCCACGACAGAGGAGGAGGAGCAACUCUUCAAGCUCCAUUCCCGAAUCUCCGUCACGACCCCAAAGGCGAGGGCUUAUGGUUGUUGAUGGCCCGAAUGGCGUUGCAAGAACAGACUCCCGUUCCGUAUCGCCCUCACCCGCACAGCCUGCGAAGCAAGUAUCGUCAAGGACACUGAGACGACGACUGAUCAAAUUACAACAAAAGAAUCAGAUGGUCCUGGAUGCAUAUUACAGCCUUGGUACCUCAUACUCCGAACCCAUCGCCUCCAUGAUGUACUCCCUCGCCUCCGAACUAGGCCGCGAAGACAACGACGUCCUCUGGCUCACCAUCGUCGGCGUAUCAUCAAUGGAACUCUACGGCCGCUCUGCAACUGGCGUCGCCAUCUCCCUCAAAAACUCCUCCAACCGCUCAGGUUGGCGCGGCACCCGCGGCUCCCGCAUCCGCCAGCUCCUCCGCGAAGAAGUGCGCCGUCUGAACCCCCCUGACCUAAACGACCGGGCCUCCUUAAACACUAGCACCGGUCUCAUCCCUACUACCGCGCGCAGCCCCACGGAUACCAGUAUCCGACUCUCCCCUGAGCCGAAAUUCCUCCUGAUCCGCCACUGGAGCCUGUACGAUAGCAUGCUGCACUCGCCCUACCUGUCAGCCCGGCUACAUGUGUGGACGGACGUCGGUCGCAAGCGCCUGCACAAGAUGCUUGCCAAGAUGGGCGUGAGCCUCGUGCAAUGCAAACAGAGCUACACGCACAUGGAUAUGGACCUGAAGCGUGGACUGCGCGCGAAGCUCCUGAAGUACUCAGCGAUGUAUGGCCUGGAUGAGCUGGUGCCAUCGCAAGAAUCGGACGAGGUGGGUGGGGAUAAGGAGGGGUGGGGGUUCGUCAGGAGUUGGGGGUGGAGGGCUACGCUUAGCGCGCAGGAUGUGGGAGUUGUUGUGGGGUCGAUUUUGGAGGUGGGUAAGAAGGGCGUGACUACGCUCGAGAACGGCGGCUGGGAUCGCGGCCGCGAAGUCAAAGAGGUCACGGACGAAAGUGGUGAGAUCGAGGCGGAAGAGUGGGUGAGCCGGUUCUGGGACGCCUACGACGCUCUUGAGAACAUUGAAGAACUCAAAGCCGCGCUCCCCACAGCACAGCAUCUCCACCGCGCCAUCCUGCGCACCGGCACAUCCAUCAUCGAAAAGCGCCAGAUUAAGCACUUGUCUAGCUUCCGAUUAUGCAUCGUCAAAGACGGCCCGGACGUGGCGCUCUUCACCCACCCCUCUGCGCUAACGAAACUCGCGCUGUGGCUGGGCGAGGCGUUCGCCGAGCAGGACUUGCAGCGUACGGGCAAGCUGGGGAUGGGAGGCCGAGGGACGCCGCUGGUUGUUGCGUGUUGGAACGCGGAGAGAGGGGUUUAUGGGGUUGUAGGAACUGGCGGAGGAGGGGGGGAGGGCAUGAGUUGGAGUGAUAGAGAGGCGGCUAGAAAGAGGAAGGAAGAGAAGGCUGGGAAGGCGAAAGAGAGGGAGGCAGCCAGGAAGGUGAAGGAGACUAUUCGCGAGCAGAAGAGGGAGGCAAAGCGGAAGGCGAGAGAGGAAGAGGGGGAGAUCGAUGAGCUGGAGACGGAGAGCGAGAGUGAGAGCGAAGAGGAGGAAGAGGAUGACGAGGACGAAGAAGACGAGAAAGAGCACGGGAAGGGCUUUGGCCGUAAUAGGUUCGGGAAUGCGUUUCAGGAAGUCAUUGAGGAAACGAAUGCACGGAUCAGGGUUGAUAGCUUUGAGCACUGUGUCGCUGAGGUAGCCAAGGAUAGCUUGAGCGUGUUCUUGGAGGGGCUGAGCAUGAAGAGCGUUGUGGGGUAGAUGACGGGAUAGCGGGAGGGACUGGCGAUCACUGGGACGGGUUACAUGGGGAUCAUGUUGGGAUGGAAUGGGGAGGCAUAGGAGGCGUUUUUGGCUGGCAUGCUUAUUUGGUUGGGUCAUGAGCGGACUGUAUGGCUUUAGCAGACUGGCGAUAGCGGUCAUAUCAGCUAGCGGUGAAUAUAUGAUGGGUUAUUGUACGUUUAGAGUGGGAAAACGUGAAUGUAAUCAUAGUUAUCACAGCAUCGGCGGCA
Pseudogymnoascus verrucosus is the source of this 3144-nucleotide messenger RNA. RefSeq lists its product as uncharacterized. Gene Ontology annotation, cellular component: DNA replication preinitiation complex. The transcript is spliced from 3 exons. Gene Ontology annotation, molecular function: single-stranded DNA binding; DNA replication origin binding; chromatin binding. Bases 323 to 2893 code for a protein of 856 amino acids. Lineage: Eukaryota; Fungi; Ascomycota; Leotiomycetes; Thelebolales; Thelebolaceae. The record is from RefSeq and is a predicted model, not a curated record. Gene Ontology annotation, biological process: DNA replication initiation; double-strand break repair via break-induced replication; mitotic DNA replication preinitiation complex assembly.